CUCUAGCUCUGCAGCCAGAGGAGACAGAAACAGUCAGGCCCCGAAAAAUAAAAAAAAUAUAGAAAAAAUUGGGAAAAAUAAUAAAACAACAAAUCCGAGACAAAACGACAGCAUAAGGUUCCGAGGGUACUCCCACGAACUACAGGAUGCCCAGAAGCACACCCCUCACCCCAGAAGUGGUCACCAUGGGAACCGGCUGACAGUCAAAACCUCGUUCCCAUGGUCAUCUGAAAGAUUUGAGUAGCAAAGGCCCCAGCACAGAUCCUGCUCUGAUUGGACGUUUACCUUGUGUGGGCCUGCUUUGUCCAGCGACUGACCAGUCACGGCCAAGAAGGCAGUCAAGCUCCACCUACCUCUCCAUGGCAACGAAACCUUAGGGCUGCCAUGGCAGCAGCCGCCACCGAUGUCCCAUGCCAAACUGACCAAGUGAGCCCAGAGAGUCAGGACCGACAAAACAGAACCACCGCUACCUUUAGCGCCGCCCUGCUGGCAGAGCAGCCACGCCUAGAGCUGAGGGGAGAAGCCGAGAGUGAAGGGGAGCUGUGGAAGGGGCUCGGUAGGAGCCAGUCCCCGCUGUGUCUCCUGGGCUCGCAGGACAAACUCCGCCUUCAGACUUACUGCCAGGGUGGAGAGAAGGCCUUUCACUGCUCCCAGCCACACUGUGCCAAGGCCUUCGUCUCCAAGUACAAGCUGCUCCGACACAUGGCCACGCACUCCCAGCAGAAGACUCACCAGUGCUCCUUCUGCGAGAAGAUGUUCCACCGCAAGGACCACCUGAAGAACCACCUGCAGACCCACGAUCCCAACAAGGAGGCCUUUCGGUGCGAGGAGUGCGGCAAGCGCUACCACACCAAGCUGGGCUAUCGCCGGCACGCCGCCAUGCACUCGGCCGCCAGCGGAGACCUCACCUGCAAGGUGUGUCUGCUGGGCUGUGAGAGCACAGCGGCGCUUCUGGAGCACCUGAGGGGUCACUCCGGCAAGCCCCCGGUGGCGGGGGUGACCCGCGAGCGCCGCCACCCCUGCGCCCACUGCGACCGCCGCUUUUACACGCGCAAGGAUGUACGGCGUCACCUGGUGGUCCACACCGGCCGCAAGGACUUCCUGUGUCCGCACUGCGCCCAGCGCUUCGGUCGGAAGGACCACCUGACGCGGCACGCCAAGAAGAGCCACCCGCAGGAGCCGUUGGAGGGUAAGGCUGAGCUGACCCCGCCCCCGAAUGUGAUUAAGGAGGAGCUCAGCCAUCUGUCAUGCGGGGGCCCCCCCAGGGUCCAUCCAGUGAACAAACCCUUCGCAGGGGUUUUUCCUGUUGGCCUGUAUGACCCACAUCUCCAGCCAGCCCAUACUUCACCAGCAUGCCGGCCAGGGAUGGGCCGCCAUAUGGAACCACCGUGUGGUCCUCCUCACCAUCCGACCCAGCUGGCCUUGCCUGUCCCUCUAUCUCAUCACCAGCACCAUCAGCACCACCUGCAGCAGCAGCAACAGCAGCAUCACCCCCCACCGCUCCCUCCUUCUUCCAAGUACCAACCUGGAUCUACCUCAUCCUACCUCAAGAUGGAGAUGGAGAGCUUUCUGAUGGACCUGCAGAGCGGCCUGCCCCUGCCGCCACUGCCCGAGCCCCAGGGUCUGCCUCCGGCCCCUCCCCACAUCCUGCCCGGCGAUGAGUCAGAGUCCCUGUGUGGCGACGUCCUCUUGCCCAAGGGUCCGGCUGAGUCCUUGUGCGGUUCUGGCAUGGACUUCUCCCACCUACUGGGCUUCCUGCCGCUUAACCUGCCGCCCUACAGCACCCCCAUCGGUGCAGGUGGCCUGGUGAUGGGCUACCCAGCCACUUCCUCAUCAUCCUCCACCUCAUCCUCCUCAUCUUCCUCUCACGCAGCCGAGACCCUGGGCACACCCCUUGCCUCCGCCCAGGUUCUGCAUCAGGAAUCGCUGUCCUCAUUGCCCCUGGGAUUCAGCUCCACCCUCAGUACCAGCACUCUUCCCCGCUUCCAUCAGGCCUUCCAGUGAGGACCUCUGUCCAGCCCUAGAGUUCCAGGCCUCAUUACUUUACAGCUUACUGAGGCCCAGGUGAAAGGGCUUAGGAGGUCUGAAUCCUGUCAGACACAGAGCUCUAUGAACUCAUGCCCCAAAAACAGUAACACUGUGUCUGUGUCUGUAUAGGUAGGAGACAGCACCAUAGUGACUAGAAGCAUGAUGCUGUCCACAAUAAACUGUAGGAACGAAAAGUCAAAGAUUAAUUUAGAUAUUUCUCAGAAUGAUUAGUUUGUAGUGGAUCAACGUCACUUACCUCACCCACGUGGGAAGUUUAACAGGCUAAGCCAGAUGGUGAAGUUAUGGGGUCAAAAGUUCCCGGCUGCUGCUCCAGACGGCAUAGCUCUACACGGGAUGUACAGUGAACUUGUGUGAAGAAGGAGAUUGCCUACAGCUGUGAUUUAUGAAGACCUCAAGGGCUCGUGGCUGAAGUGUUUCUUCCCACGCCAAACAAACACAUCCUGAGAGGUGGGUAGUGUAAGUCCAGAAAGUUGAAGUCCAGACCAAGAUUUUAUUUCAACCAACCAGUUGAGUAUAAAAAUUCACAGUCACAGAGUACUCUGCUGGUUGGCUGAAACAAAAGCUUGCUCUGGACUUUUACUGUCUGGACCUGAACUAGCCACCUCUGCAAAUCGUAAGAGAACUCAGUGCCCCCUUUGUGUUUUGGGGUUUAUGGCUACCUACCUACAAUCGUACGAACAGUCGUACAGAUAGCAGACUAGUUUGCCUCAGGUUCUUCAGAGGAUACGUGAGAUAAUCUGCCUCAAAGGAAAGCUACAGAGAUUCCCCCCGAGCCGUUUCCGGCACAAGCCGGAGGCAAGGUGAGGCCAGCAGAGGCUUUUGGGGUGGGACUCCCACCCAAAGAAGCACUUUCAACACCGCAUGCACUUCACCCCAACAGAGACUAAAAACACACAAAUCAGCUCUUAGAAUUGAUUCUACAUCCCUCAUAGAUCUUGCAGCACUUGCUCGCAAACUCAUGCCGCUGAGGGCAUCGUGAGGCGUCCAUCCUGCGUGACUCGCCCAGCGAUCUCUAAAUGGAUCAAGCCACCUGACAUAUGUGAAUAAUGUCAAGCAAGUCAAGCAGAGAUCCUGUGAAGGAAUAUUACUGCAGUGUGUGAAACAUUUGGAAAAGUUAUUAAAUCUGCUUCCGCUUCUGUUUAGUGGUAGAUGUACUGAAGUGAAUGACUAGCGGUAAAUUGUUUGUGGGAGGCUGGACACGUGUUUAAAAAAAAAAAAAACCCAGAUAUCAUUUGAUACAAUACUAUACUGUUCCCAUUCCUCCACCUCUAACCUCAGACAUCCUCCGAAAUGCCAUAUCUGCCCCAGUGCCUAGGUUGUGUCUGAUGGGCCCUGUUGUUUUAACCUAUUUGACUUAAUUAAAACUGGUCCCCAGUGCAGAUCCCUGGGGUAACUUUAGCUAAAGGCUGACUGUCAGCACACACUACAGGCUCAGGGGCUGAAGGAUUAGCCGUCGCGUGCUAAGACCCAGUCGGAGUUUUUGGAGCUAAGCUUCCGGAAUUGUGUUCCAGAGCAUGGUGAGCGAAGACAGCCCAGUCAAACCACACUGUAUGGAUUCUGGCAGCUCCUGGACCGCAUGAACAAAAUGUGGACAAGCAUGCGAAUGCCCCAGCUUGGCCUUUUUUUUCGGUAUUGAAUGCCCUUUUAAAACCGGAGGGACAAUCAGGAACAUAUCAAAGGAUGCACAAAAUCUAAGCUGCUGACCCAGUUCUUAUCAGGGUCUCCAAGGAAACCUUUGCGACAGUGCUUAUCAAUACGGCGAAGUAACAAAUUCACUGGCUGGAAAAAGUCAGUCGUUCUAAUGAACAGGGAUAGACGGGAGCUGGAUGAUUUUAGUGACAUAAGUUGUCCGCAUGUCAAGUUGAACUGGAUGAACUUUCGCCCUCGCCUCCAUGUGCCUCAGCCUUCCACACAGGCAGAGUGGAUUCCGAAUGUUCUCUACCAUCAGUCCAUAUGUGACUUGUUUUGGGGAUUAGAAAAAAAAAAGUUAUGGAGUGAAAUGGAAUCAUUGUUAUAGUGACGUUCAAAACAAACAGCUCCGAGGAAAUCCAACAGGGAUUGUUGUGCGUCGUCUUACAAUGUGCGUUUUCUGUUCAAGAAACCUUUAAAACAACACAUCACCUCAUUGUUCUCAACAGAAAUCCAGGGAGGAGAGCCAGACCCCGGCACCCCAUACUCCCCCAUACUCCCCCAUGCGAGUACUGCCUCACCUUUUACUGUAACUAUCCAUCCAUCCAUCCAUCCAUUUUCCAAACCGCUUAGCCUACUGGGUCGCGGGUACUGUAGCUAUAGUAACAAUAAAAGCUGGAAAGGGGGGCCAGAGUGUCUCUAAAGAUGACAUCAUCAGCCAGCUGUAGCCGAUUGGCUUUGCAUAUUUGGCUUGACCUUUGAACCCAACGAUGACGUGCUCCUGGGUGAUACCUCAUGUGGGGCGUCUCGUGAGAAUGAGGCUCUGUCCUGCUCAGAGAGAGGAGGGCAAAAAAGAAGGGAAGAAGGAUGGAAAGGUGACGAGGCGCCUCCCUGGCUUUCUGAGAGCCCCUGUGUUAUGCUAGCACUUUUAAACCGUGUACAGAGUAGUUAUUCCAGCUGAAUGCAGUCAGCCCUCAGAGGAUCUCCCUGUGGUACUGGCCUGUUUACUGUGGUAUGAGGCCCUGUUUACUACGGUCGGGAGGCCUCCCCUGGCUGCGUUCUUUAUCAUUUCGUAUGUUUGUGCCAUCGGUUUAAUGUUGUGUAGGUUUUAUGCAUAUCUAUGUGUUUUAUUUUUUGUUGUUGUUGUUUUCUAUAGAAUGACAGUAUUUUUUUAGGGCACGUCCCUAUUGCUGGAGAACAUUUCACGUUAUAAGAAAGUCCAGUUAAACAGGAAUAAACUCCCCUCCUCCUAUACAGUCACUGAUCCUUACCUUAUCGUUUGCCCCUCUUGGCACUGAUGUGACACAUCAAUAAUGCUUCCUUUGCUCACAGAAGGUUCUUUCCACCACCUUCCCUCAUCAGCCCUGUGCUCAUAGGCUGUGGGGUUUCUGUUUCAGAUCAUACCUUUCAUCGAUUGGGCGAGAAACUGUGUCACCUGUUUCAGAUAUAAACACACCACGUACUGGUGUAUUUACAGGUAAACAUAACACCAGUAACAAGCACGGAGACUGGUCCUGUGCAGCUAUCAGCACAGUACUUGAAGCAUCUUGGUAAAUUCAUAAGCUUUUUCCUUUUAAAGCACACUUUUUUCAUACGCUUGCCUUUAUUACCCCAGUACCGUCCCACCAGUGGCACAUAGCUGGUCUGCAGACCGCUGCACCACGUUGGGACACUGGCAGCAUGCAGCAGAGGGUUGCCAGAUCUGGUCCUUCCCUUUUGCACUCCCACGAGUUCAAGUCAAUCUGUUAAUGACAGUAUUAAUGACUAAUUACUGGAAGACUGCCAUUGGGAGACUGGGGUGCAGUUAAUUGCUGCAUGUGCAUAAUUUCCAGCUCCCUUUCAAUUGCAUUUGACCUCCAUGCUUGGCGAAAUUUGGUCAGGUAACCUAAGCCCUCAAAUGGAAGUAAGGCUCUCUGGAGCCAGAAUUACCAACUACCCCAUCCUUGUCCACCCCCACCCACGCAGCUUCUCUAUCUUAACUCAGCGUUUGCAUUCCAAACCCCUUUGUUUGAGUAACAUAAACCGUCCUACCUACCUUUUGUUGCCAACACUAAGAGAACAAUAACUGGAACACAAAAAAGAGAAUGUUAACCAGGUUCUGUCCUGUACUUCUGUAUGGGCUUUUAGCUACAGGGAAGGGCUGUACAAAGGCACUUCAGUGGCAAAGUGUCUGCUUUUUACGUUAUGGUUUUCAGAAGUCUCAUUUAAAAGACUGCACAACCUGACAGAUUUUUAAGCUUGUGGUUUCAACCGGUAUAUUGAACUACAGUGCAGUUUUGUUGUACUUUUGAUUUGUAAUGCAGUAUGUUAUUAAAGUGAUUAAAGGAAGAAUCCACCAUUAAACUCAACUGAAUCUCCAUCUCCUUAACGUUUAAACUGACGCACACGUGUUAAAAUGUAACUAUUCAACUAUUACAGUGCAUAAACUGGA
Messenger RNA from Brienomyrus brachyistius, 6109 nucleotides. RefSeq names its product zinc finger protein PLAGL2-like. The transcript has 5 exons. Lineage: Eukaryota; Metazoa; Chordata; Actinopteri; Osteoglossiformes; Mormyridae. Gene Ontology annotation, molecular function: RNA polymerase II transcription regulatory region sequence-specific DNA binding; DNA-binding transcription factor activity, RNA polymerase II-specific. Gene Ontology annotation, biological process: regulation of transcription by RNA polymerase II. Gene Ontology annotation, cellular component: nucleus. The coding region runs from base 385 to 2004 and encodes 539 amino acids. The record is from RefSeq and is a predicted model, not a curated record.